UCAACAGUCACGUCCUGAAAAGGAACAGAGCCUAUUAUUACAUACUUCACAACACCUUCGGUAGGCAGGACCGUUGGAAGGAUCUCGCGCUCUGCGCUCGUACAGAAGCUCCACACAGAACUUUGAAAGCCAGAUUCCAGUUGCAGCAUGUUACACAUUUGGCAUGCAGUGUCAAAACAUAACUGCGUAACAUCCAUCUAAUUUUCCGAACUGUUUUGGAAAACAAUUUCUAAUCCGCUGAUGCGAUAUUACCCCCUUUGGAAUGAUGUGGACCUUUCACGACUGUGUUGGAUUUGUUUUCGUUUCCAGUUUCUGUAUCCAAAUUGGAUUCUCAUUUGAAGGAAAGUUCACCGAUCUACCCUCAAAUAUAACGGCAAAGGAAGGUCAGAAUAUUGAAAUGGCGUGCGCCUUUCAAAGUGGAACGUCUUCUGUUUAUUUGGAGAUUCAGUGGUGGUUCAUAAGAGCUCCAGAAGAACAAAACACUAGCGAAGAAGAUACUGGCACACAGGUGGAAAUAUUCCCAGACAGUGACCCAGAUGAUGAAGGGACUAAAAUAAGUACAGUCAAGGUGCAGGGAAACGACAUAUCCCAUAAACUGCAGAUAUCUAAAGUUUCCAAAAGCGACGAGGGCUUAUAUGAGUGCAGAAUCACAGAUGCCAACUAUGGGGAACUACGGGAGUACAAGGUCCAGGCGUACCUUCAGGUGAAUGCCACCACCCGCCCACGCAACAAAGCCACCAAGAAGACCACACCUUUGCACCUGACAGAUAAAAAGCCACGGAAAAACACCUCGGCCAUGGCGCAAGACAGCGGAAAGAGCUCUGACCAGCGGCUCCACUCUACCUCCAGUUCCCAAGCCACACCAUCCAAAACAUCAAAACACAGCCCUGGAUCAGGUACGAGGACAGCGACAAGCCACGGACUUGCAGUCCUUCUUCUUGUGUAUGGCUUUGUGAGAGAGGCUGUACUAUAGUUUCAGGUGCUGACUUUUUCCAAAACCACUUUCUCCUCUUAAAGCCAAGAGAAAAUUGCCUGCUAUUUCCACAGAGCGGACAGCACAGCUGGCCCUACCUUCCAACCACCACUGCUCCCAAUGCAUUCGAAUGACCUACACCAGAAGUACCUUUAUCCAAAGGCAAAUCAGAAGGAUGGACUGUUGUACAAAGCAUUAUUUUCCCACUCCCAAUAAUCAACAUACAAGAGAAUUUGCAAUGUCUACAAAUUAUUUGAAACCUUUCACAAAUGUAUUUAUUUAUUUAUUUAAUGAUUUGUUUAUUAAUUAUUUUGCAGUACAUAUGCAUUACUAUGCCAUCUUUCAGUGGUUUCAAUGUCUAUGUUGUGUUUAAUUAUGACUUAGGUCAUAUCAAGCUCUGUAUUGCCAAAUAUACUCAUGACCAAUUGUUAUCCACAUUUUUUACUCUUCAAAAUAAAAAAUGAGUAUGUAUUGUGGUUCAAACUGUUCAAUCGCUGAUUACUUUUUGCUUAAAUGUGAGUUGUAUGAUAUGUAUUCUGCAAUUACAGUAAAUAAUCUAUGUUCUUUCAGAUGUAUUCUGUGUUAAUUGCUUUGUCGUACAUACUUUGUUUGGGUCAAUACUUGAUUAAAUGAAUGUGAACCUGUUUCUUAAGAAGAGCAUUUAUUAUUUUUAAGUGAGCAUUAAGAUGAUCCGAAUGAUUUGGAUUCAUACAUGUUAUGCAGUAAGUUUGUUUUGUUUUAUGCUAAAAUAGUUGUCAUUUUUGACAACCAAUUAUAUAAAAAUGAAAUUCAGUUAUAGUGAACCAUUCCUGAGUUAAUGUGAAUAGUCACAGGGAACAUGCAACAUAAUUGUCACUGCAGGUUAUUUAAUGAUUUAACCCUGGGUUCAGUGAACAUGUGCCAUGAUAUUUGUCUCACAAUUAAAUGUCUUUCAGUUAA
This is a messenger RNA of Conger conger (European conger), 1912 nucleotides long. RefSeq names its product V-set and transmembrane domain containing 2A (gene vstm2a). The coding region runs from base 263 to 973 and encodes 236 amino acids. NCBI's taxonomy places the organism in Eukaryota, Metazoa, Chordata, Actinopteri, Anguilliformes, Congridae. The transcript is spliced from 5 exons. The record is from RefSeq and is a predicted model, not a curated record.